Molecule: messenger RNA, 1278 nt
Organism: Anopheles marshallii
Lineage: Eukaryota; Metazoa; Arthropoda; Insecta; Diptera; Culicidae
Exons: 2
Coding region: 1-1278 (425 amino acids)
Source: RefSeq, a predicted model, not a curated record
AUGGCAGAAAACCUUACAACGCAUUUCCCAAAACGCUUCUCUGACGCACUGAAGCAAGUCGCUCGGGAACAAGGAUUUACCGAAGGCUUCUACCGCUUCCAGAGUGGGUCAGGAUGUAAUGUGGGUGACGGUUUCGCUGGUGAUUUAGUGAAGGUAUCCAUUCGUGAGACAGGCCGUGAGCUGGUAGUGUUGUGUAAGCUACUGCCGGAAAACGAAAUACGAAAACAACAGGGCGUUCCGUUGUUUGAUAGAGAAUCAGAAGCGUACGUGCAAAUACUGCCUUUGUUACUCAAGUUCCAACGUGAAAAGAAUCUCCCCGAGGGAUUGCCCAGAUUUAACAAUGUGCCGCGAUGUUACUACGCGAAGACUACAGUUGACAAGAUGGAAUCAGUGAUCAUUAUGGAGGAUCUACGAUUGCAAGCAUUUCGUAUGUGGGACAAAGCGAACCCAGUGGAUUUCGAACAUGCGCGACUACUCAUGAUCACUUUAGGACGCCUUCAUGCACUUUCGUUUGCCAUGAAAGAUCAACGACCGGAUGAGUUUGCGCAGUGCCGUGAGUUUACCGAUCCAAUGACCACAAUGCUUGCCCUUGAUCCGAAGAAUACAUUUGAAAAAAUGACGUCGAGCAUGUGUCGUAGAGCAAUCGAUACACUCGAAAAGCAUGAUACCUUCCGACGGAGAAAACUCGAACAAAUACAAGAUCGUAUUGUGCAGGAAAUUACAGCAUGUGUCGAUGGAAAAGCUGCCGAGCCUUACGCUAUUAUAGGCCAUGGUGACUGUUGGUCCAACAACAUGAUGUUUCAAUACCAAGAAGAUAAUCAAACUCCGAAGACCAUCAAAUUGAUCGACUGGCAACUGUCUAGGUACGGCUCCCCGGUACUUGACUUGGUCUACUUCAUAUUCAACUGUACCGACGAAGAACUGCGUGCUCACAGCUACCAACGACUGCUGAGCAUCUACUACAACAGUCUUAGCGAACAUCUACACAACCUGGGAGGAAAUGUCGAACGCCAGUUCCCGCGCAGUGCCUUCCGUGAUCAACUAAAACAAUUCGGUCGAUAUGGAUUUCUGUUAUCCAUGAUGGUUAUGCCGAUCAUUUGCACUCCAAAUGACGAGCUGCCCGAUACGGAUACCGCAAUGAAUGGAAUUAUGGAAGAAAAUCCCACCGGUACCAAUGAGAUCAAUUUCGUCUACGGCACAACGGAAAAAGCGGCUAUUCGGUACCGAUCGCGCAUGUCCGGCUGUAUCCGAGAUACUAUAAGGCUGGGAUACCUUUGA